AGUGCUUCCUCUGCAAUGAAUAGCCAUUAGUGCAGCUGGUGAGCUCUCUUCAAUGCAGGCCCAACACUCUGUUGCCUUCAUUCCUCCAUUGCCGUCUACAUAACAUAAGCCAGUUCAAACGCGGUGAGCAAGCUUGAGAGCAAGAUAGAGGAAGGAGGCAGGUAGAACAACUCAUCUCUUGGAAGCAAGGGUAGACAAGUUCUUCGUAGCUUGGCAGGUGCUUCUCAGGGUUCAAUCCAAUGGCUUUGAGCACGAGAGUGGUGCUCUUCUUCAAGGUCUUGGCAUGCCUCUGCCUCCUCAGAUUAUCCCAAGGUAAGAGGCAAUUCACCCUGAAGAAUCUCCCUCCCCUCCAGAAGGCCAGCAGCUACCCCACAGCGUGCCCGGGGACGUACGACUACAUCAUCGUCGGCGGGGGCACUGCCGGCAGCCCCCUGGCGGCGACGCUGUCGCUGAAGUACAAGGUGCUCCUGCUGGAGAGGGGAGGGUCUCCGUAUGGCAACCGCAACAUCUCAUACAUGGAGAACUUCCACAUUGGGCUGAUGAAUAUGGCGCCAGACUCACCGGCUCAGGUCUUCGUCUCCACCGACGGCGUCAUCAAUGCCCGGGCGAGGGUGUUGGGUGGUGGCACCUGCAUUAAUGCCGGCUUCUACAGCCGGGCUAGCUCAAGCUUUGUGCAGGAGGUAGGCUGGGAUGAAGACCUGGUGAAUCAGUCCUUCCCUUGGGUUGAGGAGAAGAUUGUCCAGUGGCCUAAGAUCGCACCAUGGCAGGCUGCAUUACGGGAUGGACUGAUACAAGCAGGUGUAUCCCCUUUCAAUGGGUAUACCUAUGAUCAUAUUUCUGGGACAAAAGUUGGUGGCACCAUCUUUGACGAGACCGGGUACCGACACACGGCUGCUGACUUACUUGCAGCUGGAGAUCCUUACAACCUAAGGGUGCUGCUUCAUGCUAGUGUGCACAAGAUAGUGUUUAACUCGCGACAAGGACGACUGAAGCCAAGGGCUAUUGGAGUCCAAUUCACCGAUGAGAAUGGGAGACUUCACCAGGCACUUCUAAACAACAACAGAGAUAGUGAAAUAAUUGUAUCAGCUGGUGCGAUUGGCACCCCCCAGUUGCUGCUACUCAGUGGUAUUGGACCCAAGAAUGAUCUCAGGAAUCAUAACAUUCCUGUUGUUCUUCAUAACAAAUAUGUGGGUAAAGGGAUGGCCGACAACCCCAUGAACUCCAUCUUCAUUCCCACAAAAAGCCCUCCUCUACAAUCGCUGAUUGAAACUGUUGGAAUAACUGAAGCCGGUGUGUUCAUUGAGGCUAGCAGCGGUUUUGGUCAGUCAUCAGAGAGUGUCCACUGCCACCAUGGGAUCAUGUCCGCUGAGAUUGGGCAGCUGUCUACAAUUCCUCCGAAGCAAAGAACCCUGGAAGCAGCCCAGAAAUAUGCUCAUAACAAACUUAAUCUACCCAAAGAGGUAUUCCAAGGUGGUUUCAUCCUUGAGAAGAUUGAUGGUCCACUGUCCGCAGGUCAUCUGGUCCUUACAGACACUGAUGUCAGGAAGAACCCAGCAGUUACCUUCAACUACUUCAGUCAUCCACAGGAUCUCAAUCGGUGUGUCUAUGGUAUCAAGACUAUUGGAAGGAUACUGAAGACAAACCGUUUCUCUGAACUGGCUGCUAAUGGUGCUGAAUUUUCAAUGGAAAGGGUGCUCAAUUUGAGCGUGCAGGCUAAUGUAAACUUGAUACCCAAGCAUACAAAUGACACAGAAUCCCUGAAGCAAUUUUGCAAGGACACAGUAAUCACCAUCUGGCACUAUCAUGGUGGGUGCCAUGUAGGGAAGGUGGUUGACCAGCAUUACCGGGUGCUUGGAGUUUCAGGUCUCCGUGUAGUUGAUGGCUCAAUAUUUUCUAGAUCACCAGGGACCAACCCUCAAGCUACUGUCAUGAUGAUGGGCAGAUACAUGGGAGUGAAGAUCCUAAGGAAAAGGCUGGGACGAGAAGCUGGAGUGUAAUUGGUUCAUGGACAUUAGCUUUUUAAUAUGUGUGACCUAGGAAAGAAAUUGCUAAUUUUUUGUGGGGUCCAGAAUGAAUCGUCGAAGAAAGACAAGCUUGGGGUUUCAUCUGUACCCAGUAAUCAUUUGUCUAAUAUAUUAUUGCAGAUUAAGGAUC
Molecule: messenger RNA, 2154 nt
Organism: Phragmites australis (common reed)
Lineage: Eukaryota; Viridiplantae; Streptophyta; Magnoliopsida; Poales; Poaceae
Product: protein HOTHEAD-like
Exons: 6
Coding region: 240-1997 (585 amino acids)
Molecular function (GO): oxidoreductase activity, acting on CH-OH group of donors; flavin adenine dinucleotide binding
Source: RefSeq, a predicted model, not a curated record